CAAUCUGAAAAGCCCGUGCAGACACUCUUAGAAUGGAAGUCUCCUGGCUGCAGUGGCUCCAGACUCUGAGUCAGUGUCGAUCAAAGCUCUUCCUUCAAGCCAUCACCUCUCCUUCCCUGAAGGGUAGUACUGAGUGACUUCCUUGCCACCGGUGUUUUGCUGAUAGCAGUGCAGUGGCUUGGUGGCAUCAUUUCUCUGGCCACUCAUGACCUGGGUGUCUCCACUGUCCCGCUUGCUGCUGUAGGAGCUGGGAAGUCCAGCUAUGUUGGUAAGACCCAGGGAGUAUAACUCCUUGCUAAGCUUCCUACAGAUUGAUUGUUGGUUCUUUGUCCAGGGUCCCUUGAGUUCAUAUAGAGAUGCUUUUAUUUCUCUUGUAUACAGUGGUUGGGAGAGAGGUAGGAUAAACCCUUGGUUCUAGUUCUCUGACUCUGUAGUUGAUUUGCAGCAAACAUAAGAUAAAGGAAACGUUUGGUAAGUUUCUACUAUGUGUGUGCACACUGAUGGACACAUUACUGCUAUCAAGGGGCCUGUUGUGUCAAUGAAGCUGAGACUUAGUGAAGCCUGGAAACAUCUGUUGGAGCCAGCGGUAAUGAAUGCCAAGAUUCCUUCUGUAGACUCCAAAGCCCAAGUUCUAGCUGAGGAAGUAAGCAUUGUGCAUCAAUGUGGAAAAGCACAAUGCCUCUGAACCUCUUCGCUCAGUUCUUUAGUUAGGAGGAUUGUACAGGAUGAUCCAGAUAGGGUUUUCAACUUUAAAUAUUGGCUGUUUUCAAUUAAUUAUGCCAUGUCACAAUUUUAAAAAAAUGAAGCAAAACCUGCAAUUUGGUUAGAAAUGACACUUGGAGCGUAGAAUGUAUCUUCCCUCCCUCCCAGGAGUACACUUGAGGGAGAGUUAAAGGAUUGCAUGUAGUUUGCAUUCCUCAUGUUAAAGGGACGUUCCUCAGCUCUGCUUGCAUUUCUCACUUGCAGGUAGUGAAUCUCUGCUUGAAUGUAGUGUGUUUUAAUUAAGCGACUCUGUAUUAUUCACUGCAGAGUUAUAUAAGAUGUUAAAGCCAUGCCUUUUUUCUUUUUCAUAGGAAAGUGUUAAAGAAACACAUGAAGUGGAGUAAUAUGAGCUGGGGUCAUAUAGAAUCUGCAAGGAGACCCUCAGGGGAAUUGUCUGAAGAAAAGAAGAAUAUUUAGGCUCUUCAAGUUCUUCAUUUACACAGCUGUGAAAUCCAAGGCAAAGGAUGAAUAUAUAUACAUCUGCUGCAGGAUCACCCAGCCUACUUGAAAAGGAUCCUGCCUUCCGAGUGAUUACAGUUACUAAGGAAACAGGCCUAGGUUUAAAGAUCCUAGGCGGAAUUAACAGAAAUGAAGGACCGUUGGUAUAUAUUCAGGAAGUCAUUCCUGGAGGCGACUGUUACAAGGAUGGGCGUUUGAAGCCAGGAGAUCAACUUGUCUCAGUAAACAAGGAAUCUAUGAUUGGUGUAUCAUUUGAAGAAGCAAAAAACAUAAUCACCAGAGCCAAGUUGAGGUCAGAAUGUCCUUGGGAGAUAGCAUUUAUCAGACAAAAGUCUUACAGUGGCCAUCCAGGAAAUAUUUGCUGUCCAUCCCCAUUACAAGCUUCAGAAGACUGUGAGCCUCAAACCUCAGCAUUUAACCCUUUUCCCCCUCCCCCUGAAACACUAGUUCCGAAGACUUCAUCCACGCCCAAGACUCAGGACUCUGUUUUACCUUCUUUUAAAGCAGCUCAGACAAAACCUAGAUACAGUAAAACAGAACAUACUCCAAUUACUUCUUUGGAAAACAGCCCAACAGAUACAUCUAAUUCAGAUAUUGCUCCUGCCUGGACUGAUGAUGAUUCUGGACCACAAGGAAAGAAGAUUUCCCUAAAUCCUUCUGUUCGCCUGAAGACAGAGAAACUGGAAAUGGUAAAUCCCUUAAAAUUAUAUUUUCUUCACAAGGCAGCAGGAAAGAGCUGCCUCGUUCUUGGAGAGGAGAAUGUUUCUUGA
Messenger RNA from Mesocricetus auratus (golden hamster), 1991 nucleotides. RefSeq names its product syntaxin-binding protein 4-like. The transcript has 7 exons. Gene Ontology annotation, molecular function: syntaxin binding. Lineage: Eukaryota; Metazoa; Chordata; Mammalia; Rodentia; Cricetidae. The record is from RefSeq and is a predicted model, not a curated record. The coding region runs from base 1227 to 1991 and encodes 254 amino acids. Gene Ontology annotation, biological process: insulin receptor signaling pathway; regulation of insulin secretion involved in cellular response to glucose stimulus. Gene Ontology annotation, cellular component: cytoplasmic vesicle.